AUGAAUCGGCUCGGCCUCCUCGUCCUGCUGACCGUGGCCGGGCUGGCACUUGGGACAUGGGACAACUGUGGAGGGACCUGCGGGCUCCGGGCUGUGCUGUCUGUCUACCGCCCCAUGAGUAAUUACUACCACAACCUGGCUUAUGGCACGACACGCAUUGUGGGUGGUGCAGAUGCCCUGCCAGGGGCCUGGCCCUGGAUUGUCACCAUCCAGCAUCCCAGGAUACCACAACUGAGGCAUCUGUGUGGAGGGUCUCUCAUCAGCCCUCAGUGGGUCCUCACAGCAGCCCACUGCUUCGACUACCUCAGAAAAAUUGGCAUGGUGUAUGUGAGGAUUGGGACCACUCAGUUGACUAAACCAGGACCUGGAGCACAACUGCGCAGAAUUAAGAAGUUAGUGCGUCAUGAACACUAUAAUAAAAAUGACAAAAGUAAUGACAUUGCCUUGCUACAACUGAGCAGGCCUGUCGACUGCAACCCCUACACACAGCUGGCCUGUGUGGCGGACCCCACCCUAAUUGUCUCAGAGCUGCAGAACUGCUGGGUGGCUGGCUGGGGUGCCACCACUGCAAGAUCUCAAGAUUAUAGUGAUCGCCUGCAGGAGGCCAAGGUCCAGCUCAUCGAUGUCAAGCUCUGCAACAGCAGCCGCUGGUAUGCAGGGGAAAUCCACACCCACAACUUGUGUGCUGGUUACCCAGAGGGCACCAUCGACACCUGCCAGGGUGACAGCGGUGGUCCUCUCAUGUGCCAAGAGGAAAACAGUGACUACUGGUGGGUCGUCGGAAUAACCAGCUGGGGAAUAGGCUGUGCCAGGGCAAGAAGGCCUGGAGUCUACACCUCCACUCAGUAUUUCUAUGACUGGAUCAUAUUCCAGAUGAGUCUGAGCCCUGAUGGAAGUUCCUUUCCAACAUCACGGGCAUGUAGUCAUUUUUUGACCGCUUCACACCUCUGGAGUCAUUAUAUUUUCACCUCACACCCCCCUGAGAAGGCAUGGCGAAGACAAACCCCCUAUCUGAAAUCAACAACUUUCGGUGAAGUUAACUCCUGCCCAUUUCUCAUCAAGAUUCUGGUGGAAUUCUUUACUCAAGUGAAGGAACUCUUCCAGCUGAUCUUUGGGCAAAACACAUCUUGA
Messenger RNA from Prinia subflava (tawny-flanked prinia), 1131 nucleotides. RefSeq names its product acrosin-like. NCBI's taxonomy places the organism in Eukaryota, Metazoa, Chordata, Aves, Passeriformes, Cisticolidae. The coding region runs from base 1 to 1131 and encodes 376 amino acids. Gene Ontology annotation, biological process: proteolysis; acrosome reaction. The record is from RefSeq and is a predicted model, not a curated record. Gene Ontology annotation, molecular function: serine-type endopeptidase activity. The transcript is spliced from 5 exons.